Paramecium primaurelia is the source of this 665-nucleotide messenger RNA. NCBI's taxonomy places the organism in Eukaryota, Ciliophora, Oligohymenophorea, Peniculida, Parameciidae. The record is from the annotation of a GenBank genome assembly.
AUGCAAAAAAGCUUAUAUUUUUAUAUAGGUUCUAUCAUAUAUUUUAAUCUUUAGUAUAAAAUGAUAUUAAAUAAAAUAAAUAUUAUUAUUCUUAAUCAGAUUCAAUUUUAUAUUGGUUAGUAAUAUUUAAGCUGAAUUCGAUUGUAGAAUAUUUCUAUUAUACCAAAUUAUAUCAAUCUUUAAAUAACACAGUAUUGUAAGAUAACCAUUCUAUAGAAUUGCAAUAGAAAUAGCAGAAAGUUUAAAUCAGACAAUAUAAUUUGAACAAUAUCAAAUAUCAAUCUAAACCCUUAGGUUAUCAACUCUUAAAAUUAAGAUUCGAAUAACUUUUUGAGUUUGGAAGAUACAGAAAGACGAUAUUUCAUCCUUACAGAACAAAUUUAAUAAGAAGUUGCAUUAAGACUUAGAAAGAUUCUUUAUAUGUAAUAUUUUAAUGCUUUAAUCAAUCAAAUGCUCAAAAUUUGGGCUUUUUGUGUAUAAAUGAUUAUGGAACCAUUAGAUGUUUGCUAUAGUAAUUUAGCUACUUUUUAAAUGAUAUUUUUAUAAAUAUCAUUGUAUUAAUAUGUGGAAGGGUAUAUCUUAUGUUUAAUAGUAUUGAUAUCAUUACCAUUUAUAGUAUUAAUUAUAUUAUGAAAUAUGUGAAAGUAAAGAAAAUAGAAUUAUGA